UACGUACAUGGAGAGAGGAGAAGAAGGUUGCCAUCAUUAUCUGCAUUCUUCCCACUCAAAAGCUCUUCCCCACUUUUUACCUUUCCAUGGCGGAGAGCAGCCUCUGCUUUCUUCGCCACAAUGACCUAUCACCUAUAUAAUCAUAUCCCGGACAGUUCUUGAGUUCUUAAUCUGAAAGAUGAAGGAUUUCCGGUGGCAUCUCUUGUAAUCUCGAGACUUUUUUCUCUUCACCGAUUGCUAGGGUUCUCUCAGAUUGGAAAUGCGUAGUGUCCUGUUGCUUUCUCUUUUGAGUGCGAGUGCCACUCUGUGAAGUCUAGGGUUUUUUUAUGCAUCUGAGGCUCUUCGUGGUAGAGAAGAUUCACCUUUCCUUCGCUUCAGGUAAAUGCCGGAACCCUACUUCCCGCUUCGGUGGGAGAGCACCGGGGACCAGUGGUGGUAUGCCUCUCCGAUCGACUGGGCGGCGGCCAACGGCCACUACGACCUCGUCCGGCAGCUGCUGCAUCUCGAUGCCAAUCUCCUGAUCAAGCUCACGUCGCUUCGCCGCAUCCGGCGGCUGGAGACAGUGUGGGACGACGAUUUCCGGUUUGUCAAUGUCGCCAAAAACCGAUCUUUUGUAGCUCGAAACCUCUUCCAUGAGUGCGACGGGAAGAACAGAAAGAACUCGCUGAUCCGGGCCGGGUACGGAGGGUGGCUCCUCUACACGGCGGCCUCCGCCGGGGACAUGAGCUUUGUGCGGGAGCUGCUUGAGAGGGACCCCUUGGUGGUGUUUGGUGAAGGGGAGUACGGUGUAACUGAUAUCUUUUAUGCCGCAGCGAGGAGCAAGAAUUCAGAGGUUUGUAGGCUGUUGUUUGAUUUUGCAGUGUCACCUAGAUCUUCCAGUGGUGGUGCUGGAGGUGCCGGCAGUGGUGGUGGAGGAUUUGAUUCCGGCUUUAGGUGGGAGAUGGUGAACAGGGCUCUGCAUGCUGCCGCCAGAGGAGGAAACUUGGAAUUCUUCAAGGAACUGCUUGCAGAUUGCUCGGAUGUAUUAGCUUACAGAGAUACUCAGGGAUCAACCAUCUUGCACACUGCUGCCGGAAGAGGUCAGGUUGAGGUAGUCAAGGAUCUGCUCGUAUGUUUUGAUAUUAUCGACUCUAGAGAUACCCGAGGAAACACAGCAUUGCAUGUGGCAGCAUUUCGAGGAUACUUAUCGGUUGUGGAGGCCUUAGUUGUGGCUUCUCCUUCGUCCACCCUUCUUACAAAUAAUGCUGGUGAUACUUUCCUUCAUAUGGCAGUUGCGGGUUUCUGUACUCCCGGUUUCAAACGACUUGAUAGGCAGAUGGAUCUCGUGAGGCAGUUGGUUACCGGGACCAUUGUUAAUCUUGACAAUAUCAUUAAUGAGAGAAACAAUGAUGGAAGGACUGUUCUUCAUAUGGCUGUCAUUAGCAAUGUGCACACUGAUCUCGUUGAACUUCUGAUGAAGGUUCGAUCUAUCAACCUUAACAUUCGAGAUAAUGAUGGCAUUAUGCCCUUGGACAUACUCAGACAGCACCCGCAAUCAUCAUCUUCGGAGAUACUUAUCAGACAAUUAAUUUCUGCUGGUGGAAUUGUGAACUCGAAGGACUACAGGGUAAGGUCAGCCAUUGCGUUCCACCUAAAAAUGCAAGGUACUGGAAGAAGUCCAGGUACUUCCUUCAGGAUUUCAGAUGCGGAGAUAUUCUUGUAUACAGGGGUUGAGGUUUCUGAGGCUAGUGGAAGGCCUAGCUCAUGCUCGACUGCCAGUAAGAGCGAAGUCACUCACAUUAGUGCCUCGGAUGAAAACCAUGGGUUUUCCGAUAAGAAGAAACAAAAUCCCAUUAGCAACGCUGCGAGGCAUCUCAAAAUUUUAUUCAGGUGGCCUCAUCGAAAAGGGAAGACACCUGAGGUACACAAUAAGUUUGGGGAUGAUGAGUCAUGGGAAUCUGUCAAGAAAUUGGUUGACAAAGAAUAUACUCCAACUCCCCUCCGACAACGCUUCUCCACAGCCGCACCAGUUAUCAACAAGCAGCGAACUCUUUCUGUACGAAGUUCUGCUCCAACCCUGAGUUCCACAACUAAGAAGAAACAUUCAGCAACUCUAAUGCGAGGAGUGUUUCAAACCAUGCCGCAUCUGGCUCCCUCCACGCAUACUGCCCCAGGCUUAUUUUCUCGGACAUCAAUAUCAUCGUCUACGAUGAAGAAAGAGAAACGAGUAUGUUUGGAUAGUGAAAAUGACGCAGCUUGUUCAAGUUCUGUGAUAGAUUGGAGUACACCGGUGGAUACUGUGACUCCGAGAAGUAGUCUUGUAAAUAUUCGACUGAUGAACCAGUACUUCUGCUUCGGGGCACAGGAUUUAGCGACAGAUGAAUCAGGCAGCGGACAGCAAUCUAAUCAAGAAGUCAAGCCGUCACUUAUACCAGUGGCUUGAUUUACUUUAACAGGAAGCUUGAAUAAUAAGAUCUUUUGAUCACAGCAGAUGGAUAGAUUGAUGCAGCGGUGUGCAGCUAAAUUAAUAUGCAUCUGCAGUGUGUUUUAAGUUUGCAAAGUGCGUUUGUUUGAGUUGGUCUGUUCUUAGCUUCGUUUGGUCACCCGUAUUGCUGAUUAUAGUUGGGGUUCAUGUAGCCCACCUUGCUGUCUCUAGAGUCUUUUUAACAAAAGCUAAAAGAAACCUUAAAAUACAUAGUAUUUCAGCUGAUUGUUUUUCUCA
Molecule: messenger RNA, 2701 nt
Organism: Zingiber officinale
Lineage: Eukaryota; Viridiplantae; Streptophyta; Magnoliopsida; Zingiberales; Zingiberaceae
Product: ankyrin repeat, PH and SEC7 domain containing protein secG-like
Exons: 3
Coding region: 383-2422 (679 amino acids)
Cellular component (GO): plasma membrane
Molecular function (GO): protein phosphatase 1 binding; protein phosphatase regulator activity
Source: RefSeq, a predicted model, not a curated record